This is a messenger RNA of Clupea harengus (Atlantic herring), 652 nucleotides long. Its product is annotated as large ribosomal subunit protein uL15. Gene Ontology annotation, molecular function: structural constituent of ribosome. Gene Ontology annotation, cellular component: cytosolic large ribosomal subunit; ribosome. NCBI's taxonomy places the organism in Eukaryota, Metazoa, Chordata, Actinopteri, Clupeiformes, Clupeidae. Gene Ontology annotation, biological process: translation. The record is from RefSeq and is a predicted model, not a curated record.
ACUGUCCUGCUUGUAGGCAUAAGUUUCGACCAGAAUUUCUUCCUCACCCUUCGCUGUUGACCAUCUCUCAAGAUGCCCACAAAAUUGACCAAGACCAGAAAGCUUCGAGGACAUGUCAGUCAUGGACACGGUCGUAUUGGUAAACACAGAAAGCAUCCGGGCGGUCGUGGAAACGCAGGAGGCAUGCACCAUCACAGGAUCAACUUCGAUAAAUACCAUCCAGGGUACUUUGGGAAGGUAGGCAUGAGGUAUUACCAUCAGAAAAAGAACGCCACAUUUCUCCCCUGCAUCAAUCUGGAUAAGCUGUGGACUCUGGUCAGUGAGCAGACCCGAGUCAACUACAGUAAGAAACCAGACGGCCCUGCACCAAUCAUCGAUGUUGUGCACGCUGGCUACUUUAAAGUGCUGGGCAAAGGCAAGCUCCCCAAGCAGCCAGUCAUCGUGAAGGCCAAGUUCUUCAGUAGAAGGGCAGAGGAGAAGAUCAAGGAAGCUGGUGGAGCAUGUGUAUUGAUGGCAUAAAUGCAGUCAAUGGACUCUUUGGUGUAAUAAAUUGUAUAAAUCCCAUGAUAUGAUUUUGUACAGACUAUGUAUAUCAAAGGAAUUGUUGGACCCUGUAAAUGGUAGAGAAUGCAUAUAAAAGGCUUGACAUGAA